Molecule: messenger RNA, 798 nt
Organism: Prorocentrum cordatum
Lineage: Eukaryota; Dinophyceae; Prorocentrales; Prorocentraceae
Source: the annotation of a GenBank genome assembly
AGAAGAAAGAGGGAAACGGGGAUGGGACGGAGGGAAGGGGCGCAGGGCAGGGCAAGGGGGGCGGGAAGCGCGCGCGGGGAGGGAAGGGAGGAGGACCCAGAGACAUCGGCUCAAAGACAGGCACACAGAGGAGGGCACAGCAGCAUGGAACACGCAUGUGCAAGGUGCUGCAGCUACUCAGCGUAUGCUGCAGGGCGGGCGGCCUCGGCGCGCCCCCGAGAGCGGCGGCGGGGGGGCUGCCGGGAGCGUGGCGGAUCAAAUGCUCGGUGUUCCCCGCAUCGUCUGGCAAAGAGAGCCCCACCCCGACUUGUCAUCGGUCGGCAACUCAAUGCCACGAUGGUAUUUGGGCGCGCGCGGGAAAAACGGCGAUCGUGGUCGAGACUUGCGCCUCGCGGGAUGCUCUGGGAAUACCCGAGCCAUCGGAAUGCCACAGCGGCGCCAGGCAAUGGUGGCGCGGUAAUACCGGCGAGCCACGCCAAGUGCACCUCUGCGUUUGCUCCUGGAACUUGUGUCAGACGCCUGAGGAGGAGGAGGAUGCGGAGGAGGAGGAGGAGGAGGAGGAGGAGGAGGGGUCGCAGACCGUCAACAGAAAGCCAGACGUCCCGCUGCUGCUCACAGCGCGGGGGGGUCAGGUCCCAGCCCCGCCCGCGCACGCCAGGGCAGGCCCCUGAGCGCGCGGCCCUGCUAGCAAUUCAUGCAUCUUCGGACGCGCGCCGGAGGUUAUCACCUCGACGACGGACUUGGGAGAGUCGUCGUCUUCCUCGCUCUGUUGGGAGACGGCCUCGUCCUCUUCAUCCU